Messenger RNA from Nilaparvata lugens (brown planthopper), 4456 nucleotides. RefSeq lists its product as uncharacterized. Bases 50 to 979 code for a protein of 309 amino acids. The transcript has 2 exons. The record is from RefSeq and is a predicted model, not a curated record. NCBI's taxonomy places the organism in Eukaryota, Metazoa, Arthropoda, Insecta, Hemiptera, Delphacidae.
AGAGAUCUUGAGUCGUUUCAGUGUUAACUGACGGCAGUUCUAGUUCGUAAUGUGGCAGAGUACUGCAAACCGACAAGAAAACGGAAAUUACUUUCCUUCGCAUCAGUUUCAUGAUCUGCCAGUUCCCGGUCACCAUGUGAUCGACUUAGACCCGCUCUAUCGAGGUUUAGGUAGACUGCAGAAGUCAGGAUCCUUAUCUACAAGUUGCUUUCGUGAUAGUCCAUCGGUGUCUACUGUCGAUCAUCAAAAUACAAUCGAUAAUAAUAAUUGUAGCAUUAGUGAGAGUCGAAGGACAUCGAUCGACUCAUCCUUGAACCUUGGAUUUGACCUUGAACCCUUCAACCAACUCUAUCGAGCGCUGUCGUACAGUGCGGUCAACAGUUACCUCCACACGUGUGUCGCGUCAGCCGCGUGUGUCCGAUGUCGUAGCACGGCGUUUACACUGGACAAUUCAUCUGCAUGUGUGUGUGAGGAUCCUACCGAUUGUCCACAUGAACGCAGCAGGCGAAAAAGGAGUCAACAAAGUAGUGGCUACACAAGGGAAACCUAUGAAGAUGUUCAAAGACUUUCACCUGACGAUGAAAUGGAUGCAGCAGACUGUAGGCCUACACCACUUGGAGCGAGAAGUCGGGACUUGGAGUUGGAGAGUGUCAGUGACGAAGACUCGGUCGGAUCCAACUAUUCGUCAACUUCAUCUUCGUCGUCAUCAUCCUCUUCAUCAUCAUCCUCCAUGUCAUCAUCGACGUCAUCGUCUUCUUCAUCUUCUUCCUCGGUUCCAAAGUUUAACCUGAUGCACUUUUCAGAGCCUUCUGAUUCGACAACACCUAUAGUUAACAACAAUAAAACUAGUCCCAUAGAUAUAAAAUAUUUGAGCAGCGAAGUAGACAUGAUGUGUAACGCUUCGAUAGGUGAGCCUACACAAAAGCGAAGAACGAGUAGAGCUUCGUUAUCCAACAAUGCAGUCUCUUCAUCGGUUUGACUUGCUGUGAUUUUGGAGAAUGUAUGUCCGAUGUUUAAGUGUUGACGUUUAUGAUGAAGUGUCCAAAAUUUGGUGGUUUGGAUGGAUAGAGAUAGAAUUAAACCCAGUGGGUUAAAUAAGGGACAGGGAGGACCAGCCCCCCCAUCCUAAGCCCAUGGACGCCCCCCCCAAGUUUGAUUUUCAACAUUAAUCCCCCCCCCCCCACCAAGAAUUUCAAGAAUUCAAGGACGCAGUCUUGAGAUGGGUAAAUGACAGAUCUUGGGAGCAAACUUGGUUUUCGUGGUAAAAACACUGAUAAUAGAAAAUCGAAGUACCUAGUGAAAUAGUGAAGAUUUGAAAUCGAUAAGUGACUAUAGUGAGGUCCACGUUAUAAUGACAGUAUUUGAUCAACUUAGGUUUCGCUAUCCUUGUCUAUUAUUCGACAAAGCCGGUGUUACUAUCCUUUUCUAGGUCCACAACGAUGCCAAUUAUGUUUUUGACAGUGUAGAAAUAUAAUUAAUUAAUGCAGAGAAUCGGCAUCGCUAUUCUUCUAUCUUUAUCCACUGCCAUUAUAACGUGAACCGCACUAUAGGUCUGUAUUUUAUGAGUAAAUGAUGUUUGAUCAAUAUUCAAGAAAUAAUUGUUAGGUGCGGACUAGGGUAAGAAUAGGAACGUAAAAAUAGAGAAGAAGAGGAUGAAGAAAGAAGAUCAUUAGAUAUUUUAUUUUGAAAUAAAAUUGAUGAUAAUUUAUGCAUCUGAUGAUGAGCAGUAGGCCUAUCUCAGAAAAUGUAGGCUAUAAACCAAAGCAGAGCGUAACCUUCAUUCCACAUUAGACGGUAUAAAAGUUAGGCUAUGUCUGAGAUAGAUGCACUUAUUCUAAUGAUGUGAGCACUAAGCUCUCAAAGAAAAACUUUACGUGCCGGUUGGAUAAAAGCCGGUUAAAUUUUAAUCGUGAUUAAUUCCACGAGAAAUCCAAUCAGAGAAGCCGUCUUUUCAAAAACGCCUUCUCUGAUUGGUUCUCGCGAAAUCAAUCACGAUUAAAAUUUAACCGGCUUUUGUGCAACCGGGCCUACAACUGCAAUUAUGACAAUACUAUCAUCUCAGAUCCAAUGGUAGUCAUUGGCGGAAGUGUGCUUGUUUGUUAACGGAGGUGAGAGAUUAAUUUGUUCUAUUCCAUAUUUUAUAAUGCAUUCGAAUCUGAAUAAGUGAAUAAUAUUCAUUGGAUGUUGCUUAUCAUAAAUAAAUCAAUAGAUUUAGAUUUAGUAAAGAGAAUAAAUUAAUGUUUCUGUUGUAAUGGUAUAUUAUUAUACACUCCAUUGUUCACGUUGUGGUAAAUUUAGUAAUUCGAUUACAAAAAUAGUCUAUGGCUACGCAAUUACUUUUUUAUCUUUUCACAGCGCAAUUUCGUGAAUAUAGAUCAUUCAUUUGCGAAACUAGUUUGUAAAAUAUCUUAAUGAGCCAAUAUUUUAUUGCUAAUAUUCACAAUAGUACAAUGAUGAAGAGAAUUAUUGAGGAUUGCUAUUAUCAAAAAAGGGUAGCCAUGAUAAUAUUUUAAGAACAAGUAAGGAAUUGUGAAAUGAAACCAGAGUACAGCUUUACUAACAAACAACGAAUUUUGGUGAAAUGUGCAACGUAAUGAUCAAUAAAUAAAGCAGGCUGACUCGCCUAUCAUCCAAAUUCACUUUUGGAAGUAUGCCAUGCCACUGCAGAUUCGCUUCAGACCCGCAUUCGCUUAUGUAACCAAAUCAACUAAAUAUUUUGCUUUUUUCAUCCUUCCUGAGAACUAAGUUGAUAAAUGUGUCCACUACCAGAAGUAAUUCAAAAAAUAGGGAACAGUCCUCUCUAAAUGAGUUUUCAAAUGAAUCGCAGACGUUGAAAUUGGCAUUUAUUAUUCCUUGUCGCUCAAACCCUAUCUUGUCAGCGCUUUGAUUUAUUGUUAAUCUGCUCUCAAGUGUCUUCAGCAGAAACUAGAGUGUUUUGACAUUGGCUAAAAUAAACUCUAUGACUAUAACAGAAGAAUUCAUGUUCUUGGUCUAUCGGUAUACGGUACCGCCUGUCUCUAUUUAAUUUAUUUUCCUGUCAUAAUGGUAUUCUAUCGAAAUUGAAAUGCCAAUUUUGGUAAAAACUGGACAAAUAGAGGCAUAAAGUUCAUUAGUGACCAGAAAUUAGCUUUGAUCUAAACUUGAAUUGAUGAAAGGCAUGAAACUUGUGUGUUUUUAUUAUUUAUAAGUGAAUGAAACAUAACCUACUUGUUGGAUUAGUGUAAUCAAAAUUCGGGGAAGGAACAGUUUUGGCAGUGCCUGUCGGUCCUUCCCCAAUCAUUUUAAUAAUGUGUUCUUUGUAUCUAGAUGAAUGAAAAAAUAAAUAAAUAUUGGGUAGGAUAAAGGUUUCAUCUAUUCAAAUAUAAUAAACGGGUAAAACCUAUCUCAAUGGGGGCAUAAGAUGGUCAAGCGAGAACAAUACAUCUGCGAGACCCUCUGGCAGGUAAUUUUAGCACAUUUUCGACCCUUGUGCAAUGAAGCGCAUCCUGUUAAGUUUAGUGACGUUAUUCCACACUUAGACUUUUACUUGGGGAUUCCCAUUUCCGUGUUCUAUACAGGUCCGCCAAAGUUAUAAUUUCCAACUAUUAGACAGUCUAUACUCUGUCUGUAGCUUUUGGUAUAACAUGGAGCUCCUGCAAAGCUUAUCAAGAUGCGACAAAGAUCUAAACCGUGAAGGCAUAUACCAGUUUUUAUUGAUGUACAAUCGAAUUGCGAAUAUAGGAUAUUAUGCUCGUCGUGUGGUAAAAACCAAACCCUACAAUUAAAUGGUGUGUUUCAUGAAAUAAGUGACUUUAAUAUAUAUAACGAUUUUAUAACUCGUAUCAGAUUAUCAGAAAUGUACAUAAUGUUUAGAAACAGAAUUUUCAAAUCAUUCUUAUUAAAUUUAGAAAAAUAGUUGAAUUCCAUCAUUAUGGAACACAAUCUUGAGCCUAUUCCAAUAUUAUCAAACAACUCAUUUCUUAGUGCUAAUUGAUUUUUUUCAAACGAUACAUAUUAUGUCGAGUUGUAAAUUAAGGACCAGAAUGGUGGAUUUUGGAGUAGGUUUUGAAAAAUUAUUUUAUGCUGCUAAACCUAUCUGGAAGGGGGCAUUAAGAGAUCUAUUGUUUGAUAUUGGUUGAGCAUUGACAUAGGUUGACAGUUAUUGUUUCCCAUUCCAUCGGCGUUGAAGAGUGGGCAUUGUUCUCUCUUGACCGUUCCAUGCCCCCAUCCAGAUGGGUUUUACCCUAAUAAACUUAUUCAUUCUCGAUCCAGAUUCCAAUUAUGUUCAUUUAUGUAUAAACAUAAUUAUUAUGUUAUAAUAUUUAUAAACAAUAUGACAAGUGUACAUUAGGGUGAAAAAAUAUAUAUUUUUAUUUACUUACAAGAAAAGAAUUGUCUAUUGAUAAGACAAGAGAAAUCUUCACAAGUCUUUCCUUUUCAAGAAAAAACGUAUGAGUACACAGGAUUUUUACUCUCC